AUGAAUGACUUAUAUGGAAGAAGUGCAAGCACUGUUGAAUCACAACAGAAAUUAGAAUUGUUCAUCAGUUGUCGUGGAUUGGCAAACAUGGACACUUUUUCAAAAAGCGAUCCCUAUGUUAUUAUGUAUGUGAAAAGAAAUAACCAAUGGUCUGAAGUGGGAAGAACAGAAAUCAUUAAAGAUAACUUGAAUCCAAACUUUUCAAAGUCAUUUAUAAUAGAAUACUACUUCGAAUGUUAAUAACCGCUAAAAUUCAUUUGUAAUGACGACGAUGGACAUGGAUAAUAUGAUGUAGAUUCUAAAUUAAAACAUAUAGUUUAUUGGAAGUGCAGAAACUACAUUAGCUAACAUAGCAGGAGCCAGAGAUUAGUUAGCAAUGUUAAAUUUAAGCAAUGGGCAGAAGAAAACUGGAGUACUGGUAGUGAGAGCAGACCAAGUUAGAAUGAUAAAUGAUAAAAUAGUUAUGUAAAUAAGUAAAUUCUAAUUAUUUAAAUUCAUUAGGUGCUGAUAAUCUACCAAAUACGAGGUUUCUACCUUGGCAUUCCACAUCCCCCUUUUACAGACUUUAUAGAAUUAGAAAGGAUACAAAUUAAUCACUUCUAGUCUAUGAGAGUGAACCUAUCAAAUGUAAUUUAAAACCCAUUUGGAAAAGAGUGGACAUCUAAGCUUAGAAACUGUGCAAUGGAGAUUAUUUUAUGCCUAUUAGAAUUGAAGUGUGGGAUUACAGAACUUCAGGAAAUCAUGAGCAUAUUUGUUCUACAGAUUUUUCAGUGGAUGAAAUGAAGGAUAAGCAAAAGACGAAAAAAAUUUUGUUGGAUAAAAAUAAAAAAUAGUCUGGUUUCAUCUGUUUCAAUGAAGUACUCUUUAUUAACUAAAUUCUAGUUUAAAUUAAUCGAAAAACCUAGUUUUUUAGAUUAUUUAUAGAGUGGUACACAAAUCAACUUAAUUGCUGCCAUUGAUUUCACAGCAUCCAAUUAAUCCCCAAAAAAUCCAAGUUCUCUUCAUUAUAUAGAUGAUCAGUAUAAUAGAAUGAAUUAGUAUCAAUAAGCAUUACUGGCAGUGGGUGAGAUCUUAUUGAAUUAUGAUCAUGACAAAAGUGUACCAAUCUUUGGUUUUGGAUGUAAACCAAGACUCCAAAAUUUGAAUACUCCUUAAACUCUACAUUGUUUUCCAUUAAAUGGAAAUCCUCAAAAUCCAGAAGUAUUCCAGAUGGAUGGAAUUAUGCAAACCUAUAAUUAUGCUGUAAGGAAUGUUCAAUUUGAUGGUCCUACCUAUUUUAAUCCUAUCAUUUAAGAGUCGAUGAAAAUAGCCUAAGCUUGUAAGGAUAUGGGUACAAACACAUACUUUGUAUUAUUUAUUUUAACCGACGGAGAAAUUCACGAUAUGAAAGUAUUUAAUUAUUUCAAAAAAUUAGCAAACUAUUGAUUCCAUCGUGGCAUCUUCACAUUUACCCAUAUCUAUCAUAAUUGUUGGAGUUGGAGAUGCAGAUUUCACGAAUAUGUCAAUAUUGGAUGAUGAUGAUGGUAAUCUCCGCGACUCCUUUGGAAAAAGAACCCAAAGAGACUUGGUCUAAUUUGUGCCAUUUAACUAAUUUAAGAGCAAUCCAGAGUUGUUAGCCAAAAAUGUCUUGCAAGAAUUACCAGAUCAAUUAGUUGAUUACAUGCUUUUGAUUGGUAGAAAGCCAGGAUAAAAAAAUUGUAAUUUUAUCAAUCAUUAUUUAGUCAUUAAUUUAGGAUAGUUUGACAUCAAUCAAUAUUCAUAGCAAUAUGGUAUCCAAUAACAGGUCAUGCCACCUAAUUAAUAACCAUUUUAAUAAUAAGUAUCUUAAAUACCUUAAUAAUAAUUUCAAAAUAUGCCACCACCACCCUAACAAUUUUAGCAACCUCCUCCUCCAUAUGGUUAAACUUAAUAAGUAUACUAACCACAAUAGUCUUCAUAUCCAUCCUAAUAACCGCCAUAAUAUCCAACAUCAUAAUUAAAUUAAUUCCCUCCUCAAUAACCUGCUGUCUAUCAGCAAUAGCAAUAAUUUAACCCUCCUCCUAAUUAUUAAUAGUAGUAAUAAAUGUACCCUCCUUAACAACCUCCAUAAUAAUCAAAAUUUGUCUAAGGGCUCGCAAAUACAAAUUUCUUAGGAUAACAUAUUAAUGAUGCCCAAUAAUAGUAAAUUAAUCAGUAAUUGCCUUAAUUCUAAUAUCCUCCCUAGGAAUAAUAAAAUCAAAUGGGAAUGCAACCCUAACCAAAUUUAUAUCAAUAACCAAAAUAGCCUUCACCUUAUGUACCUGAAAAUCCUUAUGGAUUAUGA
Molecule: messenger RNA, 2302 nt
Organism: Paramecium octaurelia
Lineage: Eukaryota; Ciliophora; Oligohymenophorea; Peniculida; Parameciidae
Source: the annotation of a GenBank genome assembly